Messenger RNA from Toxoplasma gondii ME49, 1943 nucleotides. Its product is annotated as kelch repeat-containing protein. The record is from RefSeq and is a predicted model, not a curated record. The transcript has 8 exons. Gene Ontology annotation, molecular function: protein binding. The coding region runs from base 348 to 1943 and encodes 531 amino acids. NCBI's taxonomy places the organism in Eukaryota, Apicomplexa, Conoidasida, Eucoccidiorida, Sarcocystidae.
CUGAUGAGUAGAUCGUCGGAGUUGUUUCUCGUCCAUAAAGGACACUUCCUUUUUUGAAGUCCUUUCUAGUCGGCUGCACUGCAAACUGGCAUAAUCUAGACAUACUUACGAGGAGUGGCACGCAUUCCGUGCAAUUCUUGGUGCCGUUCGUGACUCUCGUUUUCUCGGCGUUCCCGCUGUGCUUACUGUGUACGCACUGCACUGCUGCUGAGGAAGUGAAAACGCUGUACUCGAUGCAUCGGUCGAGGCCGACAUUCAAGCGGGACAAAGUAACGCUGGAAAGGAGGGAGUGUGUCUGAAAUCCACAGGCUGACGUAUCUCUAGGAGUUUCUAGUUCGACACGAAACAUGGUAACAAAGGCCGGUUCUCCGUCGGAAGACGGACCCUCUAGAAAGUCGAACGCAGAAGGCUCGAAAAUCACGGAUGAGACGAAUACUACAUUGGCGGCAGGUGAUGGGGACAGCGACGAGACAUCUGGAGAUGAGACGGCUGAGAGAGCGGCCCUUCGUGGAGGCACAGGAGGUGGUGCUCGAAAGCUUAGCCGAGUAGGGAAAGAGGUUCAACGCCGUACGAGUAAAAUGAUCAACACGAUCAACACAAAAUUCAAGCGGGAAUAUUCUCGUGGUUUGCAGAUGCAGGGUAUCGUCCCUGCAGCCGACGACAUGGCAACUGCGGCAAAUUCCACGAGCACAGGCUUCUUUUCUCCCCCUUCUUUUCAACUCACACAAAUUAUUCAUGACUCCAGAUGCUUCCUACCUCGAGUGGGACAUGUAUGCGUCGCUUCGGGCGGGGACAUACUCAUUUUUGGUGGAGUGGAUCACAAACAAACGGUCACAAACGACUUUUUGCGAUAUGUGCCGGGACUAAAUGUUUUUGAACCUAUCAAGGCCCAAGGCGACAUUCCAUCUGCUCGAUCGUUCUGUACGAUUGUUCCCUGCGUGGCAAGUGGAACAAACCGAGAGCAACUGAUUCUCUUCGGAGGUUGCGAUGAUGGUGAACAGUUGUCCACGACUUACAAGUAUGACCCACCAAUGCGGACAUGGACAGCUGUUCAGACUGAGCACAAACCGCCUGCACGACAUGGUCACGUGGCCUUGGUCAACGACGGACGAGUGUAUAUUCAUGGAGGCUAUGAUGGCGACCGGGUGAUGGACGAUAUGUGGCAGUUUGCUGGUGCAGAUUGGACCCAGGUGCAGUAUCGGUCUCCAAAAGGAGCUGCUCCCGGGACACAGCUUGCGGAGACGAUAGCGAUGCCGGCUAGGACAGGUCAUUCAGCAUGUAUGUGGCUACACAGUCGACACAAAGUUCCAUGCUUCUACUUCUUCGGCGGAGAUGUGUCCGGCACUGGAUCGGCAACAAAUGAUCUUUGGAUUUUCACCUUAUCUACCUGUCGAUGGAACCAGAUUGUUGACUAUGCUGGCAGUGCUCCGCCACCGCGAUUCAAGCACGGUUCUUGUAUUUUCGACAACCAUUGGAUGCUGGUUUGCGGAGGCGUAAAUCACGGCUGGUUUAGGGACUCCGUGCUCGGUGACAUGUACGCGUACGAUAUGCAGGCGAACUGCUGGUUCUCGAUCAAUGUCCAGUCUGUGCUGAGUCCGGCAAACGUGGAGCUGUCCAACCUGACCGUCAUCCAGAGCACGAGGGCCAUUUAUUCAUUUGGUGCUCGUGAAGAGGGUACAAACAGCUCGGUGGCAACCUGCGAUGUUUUCCGGUUGUCCCCGUUGGUGACGUUUGUUAGCUUCAGCGCACUUCGACUCCAGGUGGAAGCACUGGACGAGAUUGUGAAACUGACUACCGAAACACAGUCCGCUGAAAAGGUCGCGAAACUCGCCCAGAUGCAGAACGCAAUCAGCAAGCUUACGGAAGAGAUGACUGCUAUACGGGAAGAGAAUGAAAGCCUGAAAAAGCGCUUGUCAGAAGUAGAACGGUUGGUGCCGCGAUAA